Prorocentrum cordatum is the source of this 1611-nucleotide messenger RNA. Lineage: Eukaryota; Dinophyceae; Prorocentrales; Prorocentraceae. The record is from the annotation of a GenBank genome assembly.
AUGGCGCCUGUCGUAGGUGCGGGGGAGCGCCUCGCGGCCAUGCACGGCUGGACGCAGCUCGAAGAGUUGGUCAGGGCGGAGGCCGUGGCCGCGAGGCCGCUGGCGGACCUGAAGGCGGGGGACACCGUCGACGGAACGGUCAUCGUCCGCAGGAAGAAGGGGGGCGUCUUCGUCGACAUCGGCAGCGAGGUCAACGCCCUGCUGGACGGGGCCCACCCGUCGCUCUUCGCCAGGCUCGACCUGCAGGAGAGGCUGGAGGGCCUGACGGUCGAGCGCGUGGAAGUCGACCAAAGAAGGAUCGACGUGUCCUUCGCUGGCCUGGCUGACUUCGUGGCCGACAGGCCGCCGCGGGGGUUCAAGGAGGUCGCCAGGAUCGAGCGCAACGCUGGAGAGAAGCUGAGAUCCAUGCGCUUGGACGGGAGCGACCUCCAACGGCACGAGUCGAAGGGCGUGAUGCUGAAGCUCGUCGGGGGGUUCGUCCUGGACUGCGUCGACGAGGAUGGGACGCUCACCCUUCUGCUGGAGGAGGAGGGGAACAAGUCCAGCGGCUCGAUAGAGGACCCGUUCCAGGGCUUGGUUGUGAAGCAGAAUCUGUUGGGCACCGUUCGAUCGAGGGUUGCGAACGGGGAGACGUGGGCAGAGAUUGGCGCCAAGAAGCUUGCCAGGAUAAUGGGCCCAGAGGAUUUGGUCAAACUGCUCAGAGUGGGGGAGAAGAUCGACAUGGUCAUCAAGACGAUCAAACGGAAGCAGGGGCUCGCCGACGUGAUCGUGCCGGGGCUCAAGGAUCGCGUCGCGGGCAGGGCUGCCAAGCAGACCCAGCUGAAAGACGUGGAGGUCGGAUCGCUCGUCACUGGCGUCGUCGAAGGGAGGUUCACGAGGUUCAAGGAUGGGUUCCGCGGGGGCACACUGUGGGUGAACUUCGGCGCGACGGUGGCGGCGCGGGUCCAGUGCCCAGGCCGCAGGGACUGGCAGAAGGCCGAGCUGGGCACCAAGCUGAAGUUCAAGAUCGAGAAGGUGGACCUGGACAAGUCGCGGGUGGAUGGUUUCCUGAAGUAUUAGGGCCAGCCGGUUCCAUCAGGAGGCCUCGCAGCCCUCUCCAUCGUGAGCCGUGCACGACGCUGCUCGGGGUCUUCCUGCCGGCAGGGUGGCCGCCCCGGCGCCCGGCGAGGCAGCCCUGGCCACAGGUCGGCGGCCCGUCGUGGCCGCCCCCCACAGCCUGGGCCCCCGAGCACGGGGGGCCACCACAUGCUGGCGGAUUUGUAAACAUGGAAAGGGUUUAGAAGGUUCUGGAUAGUCUCUUUCGCAGCCGGCGCGAGGACACAGAGCGCCUUCGCCGCAGGUGGUAGCGGCCAGUGCUGUAGACGAGUUGGUUAGACUAGGCGGUCUCAAUGUGCUUGGUGGUGCACGGUUUCGGCGCCUGGUUCCGCACGCCCUCGUGUAGCCACAUCACGCAUCCCUCUCCUAUUGGGGUUGCGGAUCUGCUUCGCCAUCUCAUUUCAAGUUGGUUCGUGAUGCCUAUCUCUUUUUAGUUGGCUCGUGAUGCCCACGGCACACGCACAUAUUUGCGAAGGCAGCAUCGACACAUGUGCAUGGGGAUGUGAAAACACACAA